CUUCUUGUAUGUAUGUGCGUGUGGUAAUGUGUCCGAUAUAACCUUAAUAUAUAAAAUUGAAUCACAUUAUGUGUGACUUGUGAAUAUAUAUAUAUCAAAACAUUAUUUUUAAGUUCCAUUUUCGAAAAUUUUCUAAUUAUCUCCUCGCCUAUUACGAUAUGGCGAUUCUACAAAUUCUAAAACGACCGGACUUAAAACGAUUUUUUGGAGUCAAACAUUUGAGUAACAAAUCAAAAUUUGGCCUUCUCUUUGACAUUGAUGGCGUGAUUGUUCGAGGAAAAAAUGUCCUGCCACCAGUUCGUGAAUCCUUUAGUCGUCUCAAAGGUCCCGAUGGGAAAUUUCGUGUACCCACUGUUUUUGUGACAAACAGCGGUAAUGCCUUACGCAGUGAAAAGGCAGCCGAUUUAACAAAAUGGACUGGAAUCGAAGUGUCCGAGGAUCAAGUGAUAAUGGCACAUUCACCAUUACAAAUGUUUCAUCAGUUUCGUGAUAAACAAGUUUUAAUAUCGGGACAGGGAAAAAUUCGUGAAAUUGCUAAAGAAUUAGGUUUCAUGAAAACAGUAACAAUAGAUGAAUUAGUGAGAAAUUAUCCAAAUUUAGAUUAUGUAAAUAAAGAUAAACGUGUGGCAACAAGUGGUCCUAUUGAUUCAAAUUUUCCAACGAUAGAAGGCCUACUUCUUCUUAGCGAGCCAAUAACAUGGGAAACACCAUUGCAAUUAAUGGUUGAUCUUUUAAUGACAAAUGGAAAACCAGCAUCAAUGCCACCGGCAAUUCCAUAUCCACAUAUUCCCGUAUUGGCGUGUAAUAUGGAUUUAUUGUGGGUUUCUGAAGCGCCAAUUCCACGUUAUGGACAUGGAGCAUUUUUGCUAUGUUUGGAAAAUUUAUAUAAAAAAGUCACGGGAAAAGAUAUGGUUUACACAGCACUCGUUGGAAAGCCUAGUGAAAUAACUUAUUAUCAUGCAAAUCAUAAAAUUCUCGAUCAUGCAGAGACAAUUGGAAUUAGACAUAAUGUAGAUACUAUUUAUGCCAUAGGUGACAAUAUUAACACAGACGUAUUCGGUGCUAAUUUAUAUGACAAGUAUUUGGCGCGCUAUACAAAAGGAAAAGGAACGAAAACACGAACUCUCGAAAGCCUAUUAGGAAAAAAUAUCACGGGACCUAGUGCAAAGGCUUGCAUCAGUAUUUUAGUUGAAACUGGAGUUCAUAAACGAGAUUCCGAUUUCAUAAUUGAUCAUUGUCCGAGGGAUUUUUUGCCAGUUGAGGAAGGUUUGUGUAAACCAGCUUUUAUCGUAAACGACGUAGGCUGUGCAAUAGAUUUAGCUUUCAAAGAAGAAAAUUUUAAAUAAGGCCUAAAUUCGUAUAGCAUAGAGUACUAUUUUUAAUUUUUUUUUUUUGUUCUUCUUCAGCAAGAUAUAAUAAUAUGUGAUAAAAGAAAAGAAAAAGAAGAUGUAAAAUUCAUUUAUUGAAUUUGAAAAUCAAAAAAUCUUCUUUACUUUUUCAAGACUCUUAUCUUUUUUUUAAUUAUAGAUUAAAAUUCUUCGCUUUUUGAAAAUGAAAAUUAAUUUUUCAGUAAAAAUAGAAUUCAGAAAUUUUUUUUACAGCAAUAUUAAAGACUUAUUUAAAAGAAGUAUAUUUAAAAAACUAAUUUAAUAUAGUUUUCAAUUUUAAACAAAAUUUUUAAAUUAUGAAUUUUAAAUAAAAUAUUUUGACGAAAGAUAUUGCCAGAUAAUUUUCUAAAAAUAAUUUUGAAAUUAAAGUUUUUAACAAUUAAAUAGAUAGUAAAAAUUUUUUAAGAUUAUAAUUAAUCGAUUGAAAUUGUAAUUGUCAAUAUUGAAAAAGAAAAUUUCUGGCAAAUUCGUUAAUAAAUAUCUAGUCCAUAUAGCUACAAUACUGCAAUAAAAUAAAUCGCAAAAAAGUGAUAAAAGUCAUGACAUAGAAAACUUUUCGAUUUUUUUUUUUUAAUCAAUACUGUGAAAUAGUCGACACGUACAUUUUUGUUAAUGUUUACAACCAGAGUAUCUUUAUUUUUGUAUUAGUUUAUUUUUUAUUAGACAAUUUGCUUGCAAUUUUAAUGAAAAUAAUGUUAAUAUUAUUUCAAUCAUAAUUAUUAUAUCUAUUGUAAUAGAUUUUUUUAAGAAAUUUUAUGUAAAAGCGUACAAAAAUUAAAAAUAGGACAUAAAUUGUUUAUAAAUAGAAAAAAAAACGAGAAUAAUAUAAUAAUUCUAUGUGGCUAAUCCGUAGAAUUUUAGAAAUAUUUUUAAAUACAUUUUUGUGUUUAAAGUGCACGUGACUUUUACAAAGUUUCGGAUAUAAUUUUUUUUUUUUUGUAAAGAAACUAUUAGCACUCGAAAUAAUGAGG
Molecule: messenger RNA, 2359 nt
Organism: Leptopilina boulardi
Lineage: Eukaryota; Metazoa; Arthropoda; Insecta; Hymenoptera; Figitidae
Product: haloacid dehalogenase-like hydrolase domain-containing 5
Exons: 3
Coding region: 159-1346 (395 amino acids)
Biological process (GO): glycerophospholipid biosynthetic process
Cellular component (GO): mitochondrion
Source: RefSeq, a predicted model, not a curated record